Molecule: messenger RNA, 6036 nt
Organism: Scaptodrosophila lebanonensis
Lineage: Eukaryota; Metazoa; Arthropoda; Insecta; Diptera; Drosophilidae
Gene: PAPLA1
Product: nascent polypeptide-associated complex subunit alpha, muscle-specific form
Exons: 8
Coding region: 57-5669 (1870 amino acids)
Cellular component (GO): COPII-coated ER to Golgi transport vesicle
Molecular function (GO): metal ion binding
Source: RefSeq, a predicted model, not a curated record
UUGCGCCCCACUCUGCAUAUUGUUUAAACGUGUAAGUUGAAGACGUGCGUGCCAAAAUGUCUGAAAGAUCCAAAGGUGACGUGUCGCGUGUAAACAACAAUGCGACGCGUGUCGUUAAAAAUCCACUUUUAAGUGCCUCCGUAACCGGACUCAGCUUCGACGACUUCCCCAACAAGCCACAACUUCUACCGGCGGCACCGCCAGUGGUGCACGCACCACUCCCGCCCACGCCUGUCCUUGUUGCUGGCAUACUCAAUCGUGAGCCCAAGACCUUGGUGACCGUCGGCCAAUCAUCGGCCAUUGAUGAAACCGAGAAUCUAGACGAAAUCAAUUUGAACGCCUCCAACGACGAAGAGCUCGUUGCCGACAGCAAUGCCAAUCCUUUGCUAGACCAGAUUCCUUCAAACGAUUCGUUGCUCAGUCAGGCAGCCUCUUCGUUUACCGCGCUCCCAGCCGUAGCCUCCAACGUUUUCUCAACAUUCUCCAAACGCAUCUACUCGGGCAGCAGCAGUCGUGAGCGUACGCCGCUUUCGGAAACGGAUGACAGCUCUCUACAGCCACAGCUGGAAAUCCAACCGCAUUACCUACAACAGGCUAAUUAUAAUCAGCAAUUGACUGACGGCUCAGCGCCCGCGUUCUACGCGCCACCACCGCCAGCAUCGGAGGCUUUGGCGCCGCCCAAAUUCUAUACGCCCGCAGAACUGCCUGCACUUCCAACGCCUAGCGCCGUACCGCCACCCUCUGUAGGAGGUCAAAAUACAUAUCGUUUUACGGCAAAGAAAAAGUUAUACGCGCCAAUACCGGGUCUCUCUGAGCAGAAGGCAUCGGUCCAGGUUCAACAACAGCCAUUACCAAUACAGACGCCUUCGUAUCCGCAGCCGCAUCAACUGCUAGGCGAAACCACUGCAGUUGCUUUCCAGGAUCCAAAGCCAGCAGAGGAGCGCAAGCCAGGAGGCGGCCUUUUCUCGCUAACUAGCCUCGUGCCGACGGGUGUUUUGCAGAACAUCUCCGGUCUAGUGCAAUCGGCCACUGGUAGUUUUGUUCAGCAGCCCCCCAAAAGUAACGAGAUCAACUAUAUUGCCCCUGAUCCCACAGCUGUAAGCUACUUAACGCCAGCCACAGCGGCAUCUACUGAAACUACAGUGCCGACGUUCUUUACGCCAUCGUCGGUUGUGACUGGAAACUACUUCGUGCCCGAAGCAGUACCCCCUCCAGCACCUACGACUCAGACGACAACAAGUGCCCCGCCACCGUCUAUAGGUGGUUUCUUUGCACCAACUCCUGCAUCACUCUUCGGAGAAAAGGAGCCGGCGACAGCCACUGCAGAGCCACCAGCUGUUGCUGGCCUGUUUCCUGGAAACUCUGUUGCACCAAUACCGACCAUACCGACGAAUAUAGUUUCUCCAAUAGCAUUACCUGCAGCCGUAGAACCUCCACCAACAUUAAGUGCGGCUCAGCCACCACCACCAGCCGCAGGACCGUCGUCAUACCGUUUGCAAAAAGGAACACGACUGUACAAAAGUCCGUUAACAAGCCAAGAGGUUACGCCUGCCACAUUCACUCCUUUUCAGACCUUUGCACCUCAGUCGUUUCCACCGGCGGCUCCCUCUACUUUAUUCAAUCCUUUUGAACCCCCCAAACCGGACUUAACAGCAUCGGAGCUUAGAAGAACCACCCCAGCUCCGCCCGUAACAACAACAAGCCAACAAACAGAGGCGCUGACCGCAGCUCCACUGCCUUCAAGCGCAUCUUUUGCACCUCAGCCGUUUCCAACUGCGGCUGCCUCUACCUUAUUCAAUCCUUUUGAACAAGCAAAAUCUGACAUAACUGGAUCUGAUUCUGGGACUAUCGUACCUGCUCCGUUUGUGGUACCAAACCAACAAACCGAGGGAAUCCACGCAGCUCAACUACUUCAACCGCUUCCACCAGCGGCUUCCUCCACUGUAUUUAAUUCUUUUGAACCAGCAAAAUCCGAUAUAACAGGAUCUGAGUCUAAUACAGCCGGUCUAGCUCCGCCUACGCCAUUUGAAACAGAACUAAACCAACAAACUCUACGGCCUUCAAUCUCUUUAAGCGGGCCUUUACCAGCGCCUCUUUUUGAUCCAGCAACAUCAACGUCAUCUGCAGAUCCGGAGGAUAACGUUUCUGCGUUUGUUUCAUCUGCAAUUUCCCAAUCCGACAAAGAAGUUUCGUUCAUAUCAGAAGCUGCGACUAUCCCUGGAAUUGCUGCACCACCAUCACUACCGUCAACAGCUUUCGGAGGUUCAGUUCAAGAAGUUCCAUUAUUUGCUUCACCAACAACAUCAUUACCAAGUCAGCCAAGUGGAGUUUUAGGCGUACCUCUCUUCUAUCCACCAUCUACUUCAGCAUCUAUAGCCGAGUCUAAAGAGGAAGCUCCGCCAUUUUCUCCGACAGCCCCUGCCCUCGGCCUAUUAGAAACAGCAAAUUCGAUCAACGAGCCACUUGAAGGAACGGAUCAAGUCUCUUCAAGAGCUGAGGUAGCAACAAACGACGAACCUGCAGCAGCAUUAUUCAACGCAGCACCACCAGAAAAGAGCACAACCUCUAAGGUCUCUCUAACAACUCAAACAACAACUACAUUCUUCAAUCCUUUUGUGAAGCCAUCGCCACUGGAAACAUCCGAAGUAAAGCCGGAAUAUACAGGCGGAUUUAUAGGAUUCGUGGCACCAGACGCACAACUACAGUCACAACAAUCGAGCGACACCUCGCCGCUUAAAGCACAGACCAUCGAGCCAGUUAUACCCGAAGCAGUACAGCCUCCACCAGUGGGACCACCUCCCAGGCAAAGCGACUCAGCACGGUCUCAAGCUAACCCAUUCCGCAGAGGCAGCGAGACAAUCCCUCCCAAUCUAGCUACUGCUGCAACAGUUCAACCUUCGGCGCUUCUGAACUUCUUCACUCCAGCACCGAGUGACGGUAACUCAGCCAACGACUUCAACUUUUUCGCAUCACCACAGCAAGCAGACCAAGGAGACAAGACUGAGCCAGCAGCCAACAAUUUCUUUCCCGAGCUACCGCCUCCCAUUUUACCGAAGGAGCCACCACAAGCAGCUGCGUGUGAGGCAACUAUUGCCGCAAUCGCACCGCCGCCAAUUGGCUUCGAUCAACUGCUGACUCAGCAAACUGAGCAAGCUCAGAACACGCCCGAAAUUGGAUUAGAAAAUUCAAAUUUAAACUCUUUCUCCGGCUAUUUUGGGGGCCCGGGCCAGGUGCUGCCCCAAAUACAGCAGCCGCAACCAUUCCAAGCUGCGGACUCAGCCACGUUCUUUGACAACCUAGAAGUUCCAGAUAAAGGACCAGUAGGUCAACCCCAAGGGGAUAUCAACCCAGGCGGCCCCAACGAGGAUCAACGCAUACAAAACUUUUUCAACAAUCCACCGUUGCAGGAGCAACCCGCAGGACCAGGCGAUCUGAAGUACGACAUUGUGCACAGUGGCUUGGGAGUGAAAAAUCUGGAAGCCCGUUCACAAACACCUAUUUCGAAUCUGGUGGAGCCGCCUUCAUCGGCCUGCUCCGAAUUUUCCGAGCUGAGUGGAACGCCACAGCGCCAGCCACCACAGCAACCAAUAAUUCAACAGCAGGAAGUAACUCCUUCUACACAGGUAACUUCCACCUCUGCAGAUCUGUUGCAACAACACUACGCCGAGUUGCCGGAGGAGAUCCUCAAGGAACUAAGAAUGGCGAAGAACGAGAAGGGUCAGGCGACACCACCAAUUAAUAUUACUUACACGCCCGUGGUUCGUCAUUGGUUCUACAAGAGAAGUGUAGGCACCAAAUUCAUUUGGACCCCAUUCAGCCAUUAUGAUUCGGCAUUGUUGGAAACUAGUCUGAAUAGCGACGACUCUACCAUUAUAGUGGCUGUUGAGGGUGGACGCUAUGAUGUGAACAUCAAGGAACGCACCAAGACGCCCGUUUACUGGGAUGGCAAGGCCAUCGAGGUGCGUCGCUGCUCAUGGUUCUACAAGGGUGUCGACUCCAAAUAUGUGCCCUAUGAAGAGGCCACCGCCCAGCUGCUGGAAACAGAAUACAAGCGUGCCGCAGAGACUGGGGAAUGGCAUCAGAAGAUCAUCCUCUCGGCCGGCGAGCAGGUUGUUUUCCACGGACCCACAGUCAUCGUACACUUCCAUCCACAGCAGAACGCUGAUACCUGGGGCGGCAGCACACAAAGUACGAUGCGACCACGCGUCGUUAAAAGAGAUCUGGAUGAUUUUGUCAUCGAGCAGGGCGAGUCACAACGCGUCGAUCAUUUGCUGUUCAUGGUGCAUGGCAUCGGAUCAGCUUGCGAUCUAAAAAUGCGCACAGUCGAGGAAGUGGUGGACGAUUUCCGUAACAUUGCGCAACAAUUGGUGCAGUCACACUACAAGAACUCCACCGAUAUGGGGUUGGUGGGACGUGUGGAGGUGCUGCCCAUCUCCUGGCACGGUCAUCUGCAUUCUGAGGAGCUGGGCAUCGAUGAGAAACUCAAAUCCAUCACCCUAGAGUCCAUUCCUAGGCUACGAAACUUCACCAACGACACGCUGCUUGAUGUUCUUUUCUACACCAGUCCCACAUACUGUCAGAAGAUCAUGAACACGGUGGCCACAUCUUUAAAUGAAGUGUAUAUUAAAUACCGCGCCCGACAUCCCGAAUUUAAUGGCGGCGUCUCGUUGGCUGGCCACAGUCUGGGCUCCUUGAUACUCUUUGAUUUGUUGUGUCAUCAAGAGCCGCUUAAAGAGAGUGAGGAGGAAAAUAUGGAGAAUCCUGAUCAGCUGCCUGUGAAAGGUAGUGCCUACAACCAGGUGCAGCUGCCUGCUCACCCCAACGAUAUGCUCUCCAAACAGGUCAGCUAUGCCAUGGGACCUGCCGGUACUGGUCAGCCUGUUAUUAACUAUACGCAGCUUAUAUUUCAUCCGAAAAAAUUCUUUGCCUUGGGCUCUCCCAUUGGCAUGUUUGUUACCAUACGAGGCAUUGAUAAGCUGGGUCUAGACUUCCGCCUACCCACCUGUCCGGGUUUCUAUAACAUAUUCCAUCCGUUUGAUCCGGUGGCCUAUCGCAUUGAGGCGCUAGUCAAUCCAGAUAUGAAUGGCAUACGACCCGUACUCAUACCACAUCACAAGGGACGCAAACGCAUGCAUUUGGAGCUGAAGGAGACGAUGUCGCGGGUGGGCGCUGACAUAAAGCAAAGAUUUAUGGACACAUUCAAGACCACAUUAGACAGCGUGAACUUCCUAGCCACCGUCACAAAGGCAAAGAAAGAGGCCGAAGAGACGCUCGAAAAGGAAAUAAGUCCGAUCUUUCAAAAACAAAUCGAGGAUCGUGAAGAUUCCUCCGUUGCUACAACUUCAACGCAAGCACGCAAUCGCACCGAUUCCAAUUCGACAACGGCCUCAGAUCCCGAGUUUAUCGAACUAGACUUCCCGCUUGGCAAACUGAACGAUUCGAAACGCGUGGAUUAUGUGUUGCAGGAGGCGCCCCUGGAGUUUAUAAAUGAAUAUAUUUUCGCUUUGAGCAGUCACGUCUGCUAUUGGGAAUCUGAUGACACCAUUCUGUUUGUUAUGAAGGAAAUUUACGCUGGACUAGGCAUUAGCACAGAUAGUCAGGUGCCACAGCAGUCAAUGACCAUUGAAAGGCCCAGCAAUAGUGUUAGUCAGUCGCUGAUGCCCUUGUGAGUUGAUUAAUUUGUCGGGCCCCCUCCCCAAAAUUCACCUGUUGAACACUAUUACAUAGAAAUAUUUAGAAACAAUUUAUUUAGCUCUGUUAUUUACUAGAAAAUUCAUACAAAGAAUUUUUACUAUGUGCAACUCUAACUUGGUUAAUGGUAUUAUCAAUGUAAGAAGCCGAAUUGUCCCUUCUGAGUAAUUUCGGAACGCGAAGCGCAUUACAAAAAUUUAUAUUUACCAACUGCAAAUGGAUGUUAUGCUACUUUUGUAAUUUUGCGUUUGUAAUUGACUUUUUUCAUAUAUGUAUAUGUACACUAACAAUAGUAUGUAUGUUUGUGACAAACUUAUAUUUAAUAAAUAAAUAUUUUAAAAUGCA